AAGAUAAAAACCUGAAAAAGGAUCGUCGCGGCUUAAAUUAUUCAGUAUAUUCACGUUACCCAGUGCAGCUUGUGCUAUGUGCCACAGUGUCGGCGUGUAAAAAUGCGAGUAAAAGAAGCAUUUUUUGUUCUUGUUUUCUACUUUAUAGGAAAUGAAAGGAGCAUCAAGUUUCAAGCGAGGCAGCUUUGUGGUAGGGAUAAAUAGGAGAAGAGGAAGAAUCGAGGAGAGCGAGAUGAUGCAGUUUUGGGUUCUGCUGGUCUGCAUUUGGUCUUGGACUUUGGCCUGGGCUAAUGGCUUCACCGACCCGGCGGAUGUAUCGGCUCUAAAUGUCUUGUAUGGUACUAUGAAUUUGGCUCCUCAACUUACGGGCUGGACAGCAAAUGGUGGGGAUCCCUGUGGCCAGUUCUGGAAAGGGAUUACAUGCUCUGGUGCAGCAGUUACAGAAAUAAAACUACCAGGCAUGCAACUUUCUGGAGCAUUGGGUUUCUCUUUAAACACCAUGAUCUCAUUGAUUGAGCUUGAUUUAAGCAAUAAUAAUCUUGGGGGUGGAGGUCUGAUACCAUAUAAUCUACCUCCCAAUCUGCAACGACUAAGCCUUUCUGGUAAUACAUUUAAUGGAGGGAUCCCCUAUUCUAUUUCCCUCAUGGUUUCUCUUAAGUAUUUAGGCCUUAAUCACAAUCAACUACAGGGGAAUUUGGAUGAUAUUUUCAUGAAACUUUCCAACCUCACCAUACUGGACCUGUCAUUUAAUUCAUUCUCGGGGGUUCUUCCAGAGAGUUUUCGCAAUCUAUCGAGUUUAACGACCUUACAUUUACAAAACAACCAGUUUAUGGGUACCAUAGAUGUCCUUGCUAGUAUCCACCUUGAAGACCUGAGCUAUGGUAACUCAUGGAGUGCAGGGCCUGCACCUCCGCCACCACCCUAUACACCUCCACCAGCUCGGCGAACUCACCCUGGCCAAAUAUCUGGUGGUGGUAACAGCCUAUCUGAUGGUGUUAGUUCUCGGAAAAAUUCAGGCUUUGGAGGUGGUGUCAUAGCUCCCAUAGUUAUAGCUAUAGCUAUUUUGGCUAUUGGAGCAAUGAUGGCCUUCUUCUUGGUAAAGAGAAGAACUAGAAACACUUCAGGUGAAGAGAAGAAGAUUGACCAGGACUGUACUUUUACUCUUCCCUCUAAGGAUGGAAAGCAGAUGAUACACAACCAUUCAUCUGCGUUAAUAAACACUGAAAUAUUGCAUUCAGCGAAUCCAAUUAUCCUUAAACCUCCACCGAUUGAGCGGAAAAAAUCAUUUGAUAAUGAUGAUGAUCUCUCUAACCAAUCUACCAUAAAGAAAGCAAAUGCUGCUCCCAUCAGAGCAUUGGCUUACUCAGUAGCAGACCUACAGAUUGCCACAGGAAGCUUUAGCAUAGAGAACCUAAUUGGUGAGGGAUCUAUUGGACGAGUCUAUCGAGCACAAGUAAACGAUGGCAAGGUCCUAGCUGUAAAAAAGAUAAACUCUUCAGCUCUGCCCAGCCAAUCGUCGGAUGAAUUUUUGGAUGUGGUUUCUAAUAUUUCACAAUUACACCAUCCUAAUGUGACGGAGUUGGUAGGAUAUUGUUCAGAGCAUGGACAACACUUGUUGAUAUAUGAGUUCUACAAGAAUGGCUCUUUGCAUGAUGUCAUUCAUCACUUGGAUGAAUAUAGCAAGCCAUUGAGUUGGGCAAUCCGUGUUAAAAUUGCUCUUGGUACUGCUCGUGCAUUGGAGUAUCUGCAUGAAGUUUGCUCACCAUCAGUUCUCCAUAAAAAUGUUAAAUCAGCCAAUGUUUUACUUGAUGGGGAGCAUAAUCCUCACCUUUCAGAUUGUGGUAUGUCAAGUAUUGUCCCAGCUUUGGAAUAUCAGGCUCUUGAUCACAGUAUGGCUUCUGGAUAUAGUGCUCCUGAGGUGGCUAUGUCCGGUCAAUACACUCUGAAAAGUGAUGUGUAUAGCUUUGGAGUGAUAAUGCUUGAACUCAUGACCGGCCGAAAGCCUUUUGACAGUUCGAGACAAAGAUUAGAACAAUCAUUGGCACGAUGGGCGGCUCCGCAACUCCAUGAUAUUGAUGCGCUGGACAGGAUGGUUGACCCAUCCCUAGAGGGGCUUUAUCCUGCAAAGGCACUCUCUAGGUUUGCUGAUGUGAUCGCCCUUUGUAUUCAGCCGGAGCCAGAAUUCAGACCGCCCAUGUCGGAGGUUGUCCAAGCAUUAGUUCGCCUGGUGCAGAGGUCCAACAUGAGCAAGAGAACAUUUAGCAAAGAAAGAUUUGAUGCAACGGGAAGAUAUGAUGAUCCCCUCUUUCCAUAAUAUCUGCCCUUUACCCUGAUAACAAUGCUUCUUUACUGAUGUCUAUAUAAGAGCAGGUUUUUCUACUGGGAAUCAUUUAUGUGACAUGGCGCCUGGUUUAUAUAUGACAGGUGAUUUUUGUUAUUAAAAUUAUCUAAUUUAAUUUAUACUUUCCACCUGCUAUUAUGCACAUUUUACACGAUUGAGCUGCUGUUUUAUUGUUGUC
This is a messenger RNA of Phalaenopsis equestris, 2519 nucleotides long. Its product is annotated as protein STRUBBELIG-RECEPTOR FAMILY 6-like. Lineage: Eukaryota; Viridiplantae; Streptophyta; Magnoliopsida; Asparagales; Orchidaceae. Gene Ontology annotation, molecular function: protein binding; protein kinase activity; ATP binding. The record is from RefSeq and is a predicted model, not a curated record. Gene Ontology annotation, biological process: protein phosphorylation. Bases 152 to 2314 code for a protein of 720 amino acids. The transcript is spliced from 15 exons.